AAUUUAUUAAUUGCUUUCGAUUAAAACCUAUUUAAUUCGAUGAUGAUUUUAGGUACACAUUCUUCCCCACGAGAUGCUAGGAAUAUCGACUUUCGGGCUAUCAAUGAGGUUGCUCAAAUGGUUUCCUAUACGCGUCGUUGAUCAGAUUCUCCUAGUGGCCUCCCGUCUGCUAAUCGGUGAUACGGGUCGGGUUGGGUUGACCCGGCCUUCCGUGGGCCCUCUCGAAUUGAAGAGUUUGACCGGAAAGACCCCGGUUUUGGACGUUGGUACCCUUGACAAGAUCAAAAGUGGACACAUCAAGGUAUGUCCCGGGAUCAAGAGAGUAAGGCAUCAAUCCGUGGAAUUCGUCGACGGAAUAACCCGAGAUUUCGAUGCAAUAGUCUUAGCAACUGGUUACAAAAGCAAUGUACCAACUUGGCUAAAGGAAAGUGAAAUGUUCUCUGAGAAAGAUGGAUUCCCGAAAAAGCCUUUCCCGAACGGAUGGAAAGGCAAAAGCGGGCUUUACUCGGUAGGGUUCACCAAACGCGGCCUUAUGGGAACUUCGAUGGAUGCUAGGAACAUCGCCGAAGAUAUCGAAAACUGCUUGAUGAAGAGAAGAAAACCAUUUUUUCUUAACCACGUAAUUCCUUACCUGCUCCAAACGAGUCAAUUCCAGAUCGGAGAUCCGGCAUACGUGUACCCAUUAUCAUCCCUACAUGGACUGUGA
Molecule: messenger RNA, 706 nt
Organism: Erythranthe guttata (spotted monkey flower)
Lineage: Eukaryota; Viridiplantae; Streptophyta; Magnoliopsida; Lamiales; Phrymaceae
Source: RefSeq, a predicted model, not a curated record